Molecule: messenger RNA, 2083 nt
Organism: Anguilla anguilla (European eel)
Lineage: Eukaryota; Metazoa; Chordata; Actinopteri; Anguilliformes; Anguillidae
Product: ketosamine-3-kinase-like
Exons: 5
Coding region: 167-1207 (346 amino acids)
Source: RefSeq, a predicted model, not a curated record
UACAAACUUCGCACUCCUCCUAAUCUCCAACUGUGAGGCGCGCUGUCAUCGACUCCCCGUUUUAAAGCUUGCAACGGCAGUAUUUACGCAGUUUAAAAUUACUCUGGCCCAUCUCACACAGGCAUUGUUUUUGUUGCAACUCUGAAAUAUCGCCAAUAUAGCAAACAUGGAAGUCUUACUUAAAAAAGAGCUGAGAACUUCGAUGCUGAAAGCCUCCGGCCAUGUAGGAGUGGGCUACAUCAGCGAGGGACAGAGUUACGACAUUGACAGCGGACGGGUUUUUGUGAAAAUAAACCACAAGAGCCAGGCCAGGCUAAUGUUUGAUGGGGAAGCGGCCAGUUUGGAUGACAUCUUGAAGACAGAGACAGUGAAAGUGCCGAAACCAACGAAAGUGAUUGAUCUUGAGACCGGUGGCGCUGUGUUCAUCAUGGAGCAUCUUGAUAUGAAGAGCCUAUGCAAAUAUUCUGCGCAACUGGGGGACCAGUUGGCCGAUCUGCACCUCCACAAUCAGAGGCAGAGAGACCGGAGGGACAAGGAAGAGCAAACUGUUGGGAAAGGAUCAGGCCAGUCUGAUGUGCCCGUCAUUGAGAAGUAUGGCUUCCACACUACCACCUGCUGCGGUUACCUGCCACAGGUGAGCAGCUGUCCUAGGGUGCUGUCCCUGGCACAGACUGGGUUUGCUCAGACCGUGUGGUUUUGUGCACUGUCUCACCUGCGCAUUUCCUGUGUUGCGUUCACCCAGGUGAAUGACUGGCAGAGUAACUGGGUGGCCUUCUUCACCCAACAGAGGCUGCAGCACCAGCUGGGGCUGUUGGAGCAGUCCUGUGGAGACAGGGAGGUACAGGAGCUAUGGAGCCAGCUGCAGCUCAAAAUCCCAGAGAUGUUUGAGGGGGCGCAGGUGUACCCCGCCCUGCUUCACGGGGACCUGUGGUCGGGCAACGUGGCCCAGUGCUCGGGCGGCCCCGUCGUCUUUGACCCUUGCUCUUUCUACGGCCACUCUGAGUUUGAGCUGGCCAUGCCCGCCAUGUUCGGCGGGUUCAGCGACUCCUUCUACGCGGCCUACCACGAGAGGCUUCCAAAAGCGCCCGGGUUCGAGGCGAGACAUCUGCUCUACCGGCUCUUCAACUACCUGAACCACUGGAACCACUUCGGCAGCAGCGAAUACAGGGGACCCUCACUGCGCACCAUGAAGACCCUGCUGGAGUAGCCUUUGUCUCUGCCUGGCGGACCAGGAGCUAGCUGCCCAGGGCGGGUGUUUAAUUCGGUUUUGCUUAUUUUUCCACAGCUGCAUUUUUUCCCCCUACUAUACACAAUUAGAAAUAUACACAACUGACAGGGCCUACAUGAGCAUUGCAAGGAGAUGAGACACAUCUUGUCAUUUUAAAGGCUUCCAGGAUCCCCUAUGGGAUCUAAAAUAAUCAUUUAAACAGUUUAAACAACUGGUAAUUGUUUCAGGCAACAGCCAUAGGGUUGUUAAUCCCUUUAACACCAUUAGGUGAUUGUAUGAAUUAUAAGUGAAGUAUUUGCAGAGCAUUAGACUUCCCUUGCAGUACUUGGGGAGGUGGGUUUACUUCUUUAAAUAGAAUAGUUUUAACUGUAUUUCUUUGGUUCUCUUGAAAAAAAUCUAUCAUGGGUUAUUGAUGAUGGAAUCAUUGCUGUCAUUCACUUGUGGCUUUAUGUCUGUUAUGGAAAAAAAUUAAAAACAAUUUUAAGUGUUGAUUGCAGUGGUAACCAACCCUGUUCCUGGAGAUCUACCAUCCGGUUGGUUUUCAUUUCAACCCUAAUUUUCCACAGCUGACUCUACUAUUUAGCAGCUCAACAAAGACCUCUAGCUGUUGAAUGAGGUCUGCUUUCUUGGGUUGGAGUGACAACCUACAGGAUGGUAGAUCUACAGGAACCGGGUUGGUUACCAAUCUUAUCUUCUCAUUUUAUGCCUUUUUAAUACCCCUACCCCUGCAUACAUUGUCCCAGAUGACUGAAGAAUGAUUGUAAACAGGUUCUGGUAGACAUGUUCUUGGGUUUAUAAAUUGUAUUGUAAUUUAAAACAGUAAUGCUGUGCGUUAAUAAAAAUACUGAAUGUAAA